Messenger RNA from Penicillium longicatenatum, 1200 nucleotides. Its product is annotated as branched-chain amino acid aminotransferase, cytosolic. Gene Ontology annotation, cellular component: mitochondrion. Gene Ontology annotation, molecular function: branched-chain-amino-acid:2-oxoglutarate transaminase activity. Gene Ontology annotation, biological process: L-leucine biosynthetic process; L-valine biosynthetic process. The record is from RefSeq and is a predicted model, not a curated record. The transcript has 3 exons. Lineage: Eukaryota; Fungi; Ascomycota; Eurotiomycetes; Eurotiales; Aspergillaceae. The coding region runs from base 1 to 1200 and encodes 399 amino acids.
AUGGGUUCCAUCGCUCAAAAUGUGGCCGAGCUCGACGGCUCGAGCUUCAACAUCACCAGAUCCACCAACCUGCGGGAUGUCCCUCUCCCUGGCUCUCCAGAGGAGCUGAGUCACUCAUACUGUACUGACCAUAUGGUCACCGUGAGGUGGACAGCAGCCAAGGGCUGGGAGACACCUGAGGUGAAGCCCUACCAGAAUCUUAGCAUCCCGCCGACAGCUUCCUGCCUUCACUACGCGACAGAGUGCUUCGAGGGUAUGAAGGUGUACCGUGGCUACGACGGCAAGCUGCGUCUAUUCCGUCCUGAUCUCAACGGCGAACGCCUAAACUCCAGUGCGCUGCGAUCUUCACUCCCCAGCUUCAAGUACGACGAGCUCAAGAAAUUGGUUGGCAAGCUGAUGCAAAUUGACGGCGCACGCUGGCUACCCAAGGAUCGCCCCGGCUCAUUCCUCUAUAUCCGUCCUACUUUGAUUGGCAACGGUGCUCACCUUGGCGUCCAAGUCCCCAAGGAAGCCCUGCUUUACAUUAUCGCUGUCCCCUGGCCUGAUUUUACCAAGAUGAAGAAAGAAGGUCAGACCGAGCCUUCGAAGGGAUUGAGACUGUACGCUUCGAACCCCAACACUAUUCGUGCUUGGCCAGGCGGCUUCGGAUACGCCAAGCUCGGUGCCAACUACGGCCCCUCACUACAGUCGCACGGACAGGCACAGGCGUUGGGCUUUGACCAGAUCCUUUGGCUAUUCGGAGAGGACCGACAGGUUACUGAGGCCGGUGCUAGUAACUUCUUUAUUAUUUGGCAUAAUGCUGAUACGGGCAAAUUGGAACUUGUGACUGCCCCACUGGAGAACCAGUUGAUCUUGCCUGGUAUCACCCGACGCAGCGUCUUGGAUUUGGUUUCUGAGAAGCUUUCUAAGAAGUCGGUUGGUUCUCUGGAGCCAUUGCAGGUUGUGGAGCGGACUUUGACUAUUGGGGAGAUUGAGAAGGCUGCGGUUGAGGGUCGGAUCGUUGAGUCUUUUGUUUCGGGUACUGCUUAUUUCAUCACUCCCGUUGCGAUGAUCCGCAACAUUGAAACCGAUAUCAGUACUUUGGGUCCGAAGGGCGAGGCUGCGGGUUAUGCUGCGCAGAUUAAGUCUUGGUUGGAGGCUAUCAUGUACGGCACGGAAGAGCAUGACUGGGCCUAUAUUGUUGAGCAUGAAGAGAAAUAG